Messenger RNA from Cryptomeria japonica (Japanese cedar), 2050 nucleotides. RefSeq names its product PI-PLC X domain-containing protein At5g67130. Lineage: Eukaryota; Viridiplantae; Streptophyta; Pinopsida; Cupressales; Cupressaceae. Gene Ontology annotation, biological process: lipid metabolic process. The record is from RefSeq and is a predicted model, not a curated record. The transcript is spliced from 9 exons. Bases 359 to 1582 code for a protein of 407 amino acids. Gene Ontology annotation, molecular function: phosphoric diester hydrolase activity.
AACAUACUAAUUUCAAACAUCUGUAUUAAUUGUGGCAGGGAUAAUUCUUCUCUAUCAUUAAAUGAAGAACACCUACUUUUAUCUUCAUCCUCGGGCUGCUACUCUGUUUUCUUGACUACAGCAAACUAUUCUCACUAGCAAAACUACUACUCUUUCAAUGACAACAUCUAAAUUGGUGUGCUCUUCUCCAUGAGCAAUUUUAGAUUUUGGUUCAUAUUUGCUUUCUCUGUCAUUCGCUUGAGAACACGCAAAAACCUUGUGACCUCCUUAACCAGGGCCACAACCUCUAUAUGGUCCGUCUUGGGAUUUAACAGCCUCUUGCAGAUCCUCUUACUUUCUGUUUGGAAGCUGGACAUGCAUGGAUAUAUGGUGGAAAGUUCUAGUCCUGACGAUCUUCUUCAGGACAGCAGAUUCAGUUUGUUUCAAUGGCAAAUGUCAGGUUCAUGAUCUCUGCACAACGAAUGGGAACUGUGCAGCUGGGCUACAUUGUGAAACAUGUGUUGCAGUAGGAGAUUUGCUUCCCAGAUGCACAAGGAUUCAGCCUGUAAACCCAACAUCAAAGGUUGGGGGACUGCCUUUUAACAGGUACUCCUGGCUAACUACUCACAAUUCGUUUGCUAUCCUUGGAGAAAAAUCCCACACAGGUGUCCCACGAUUAUCACCCUCAAACCAACAAGAUAGUAUCACGGAUCAGCUCAAUAAUGGUGUGAGAGGCCUUAUGCUGGACAUGUACGACUUUCUGAAUGAUGUUUGGCUGUGCCAUUCAUUUGGAGGCAAUUGCUACAACUUCACAGCAUAUGAACCAGCUAUCAAUGGAUUGAAAGAGAUUGAAUCAUUUCUGGCUGCAAACCCCUCUGAAAUUGUGACUAUAAUUAUUGAAGACUAUGUAAAAGCACCCAAGGGCCUAACCAAAGUAUUCACUGCAGCUGGACUGAUGAAGUACUGGUUUCCAGUUUCUAGAAUGCCCCAAAAUGGUCAGGACUGGCCUACUGUAGCGGACAUGGUAGCCAAAAAUCAGCGCCUCGUGGUCUUUACUUCCAAGUCUUAUAAGGAAGCAUCAGAGGGCAUUGCUUACCAGUGGAAGUAUGUUGUUGAAAAUCAAUAUGGGAACAACGGUAUGAAAGCUGGAACAUGUACAAAUCGUUCAGAAUCAGCUCCUUUGAAUACAAAAAAUAGAUCCCUGUUUCUGCAAAAUUUCUUUCCUGAAAAUCCCAAUCUUCCAAAUGCUUGCAAGGACAACUCUGCUUCAUUAUCCAGCAUGUUACCUGUGUGUUAUCAGGCUGCCGGUAACAGAUGGGCCAACUUUCUUGCAGUAGAUUUCUACAAGAGAAGUGAUGGUGGAGGUGCAUCAGAAGCUGUGGAUAAGGUCAAUGGUGAACUUAUCUGUGGAUGCAGCGAUAUAAACUAUUGCCAGCCAAACAGCACAUUUGGAGUAUGCAACCUCCCUGCUAGUUUGCCCUCAGCAGCAAUGCCUAAUAUGACAGCGAAUUCUGCUGCCAUUUCUCUUAUCCCAACUUCAUUCUUUGUCAGAAGUUUCCUCCUUGGAUUUCAAAUUAUUCGUCUGAUUUUCCAUUGCUUGUGACUUUUGUAAGAAUGGAUCCUGUAACACUGGUCUAAAUUACUAAUUACAAUUCCAUAUCUUUCUCACCAGAGUAUACAGUUGAGCUCAAGCUCACUUGACAUUGAAGGUAGUCGUUUUCUUUAAGUCACCCCAGUGUGAGUCACCAUGGAAAACCCUCAAUUUUUUUUUUAUCACUUAUCUUGAAUUUCGAAAAUGUCACCUCCCAAAUAGAGUACAUUACUUCCCUCUUACAUUAGAAUUGGAUCAAGAUGAUGGCAUGGUCAUGUUAUAAGCAUUCAGAUGAUAUUGAGUUCAAAUCUCUUCAAUGUAAAAAAAAAGAAACGGAUCUUAUGAAAUUUGAAUAAUUGUAGUAAAUUCAGUCCCAUCAAAUUAAAAGACAACAAAAUUUCUCUGUAUUUUCAUCUCGACAUUCGAGGACAAACAUUCUUGAUGCCCAUUGAACCAAUAUAGAUGGCUAAUUUCAGUUAA